This is a messenger RNA of Gekko japonicus, 1469 nucleotides long. RefSeq names its product glycerophosphodiester phosphodiesterase domain-containing protein 4-like. The record is from RefSeq and is a predicted model, not a curated record. NCBI's taxonomy places the organism in Eukaryota, Metazoa, Chordata, Lepidosauria, Squamata, Gekkonidae. Gene Ontology annotation, molecular function: glycerophosphodiester phosphodiesterase activity. The transcript is spliced from 10 exons. Gene Ontology annotation, cellular component: membrane. Gene Ontology annotation, biological process: lipid metabolic process. The annotation marks the transcript as partial.
CCACAGAUGGCGGAGGCCCCUCCCACUGGGGGAGGAGCUAACCCCCCAGCCCUUCUUGGAUCCUUUUCGACAUUCGGGACACCGCUUCCAUUCGGUGACAGGAGUGUCGCGAGAAAAGGUCAUCGGAACCCAAGGCACACAUCGGACGAAAAUAACCAUUGAAGAGCUGAGCUUCUCUGCGGAAUAUACCCCCCUCCGAGAGUUCCAGGACCUGCAACCCCCUCAAGCGAGCGCCUUCGCUGCUCUGAAGUCCUCAUUCCAGAAGGGAACAUGAGAUAGAAGCCCCGCCGAUGGACAGUGGCGCCGUCACCAUUAAGAAGUCCAAGCUCAGGAAGCUGAAAGUCGCUCGCCAGCGCUUGCUCCAACGCUAUGAGCACCAUCCCCUCGUUUCCUGCCUGGCCGGGCUGUACGGCUGUCGCUGGAGGAGGUACCAGCGGCAAAAGGUCGAGCCAGGGGAAUGGUGUUGCUCCAAGCGGGAGUGUGCAUUUUACCCGGUGUUGGCUGCCGCGUUCUGUUUCUCUUUCGUCUUUCUGUACUUAUGGGGGGAAGGGCAGAAUGACUACGAUAACUUCGACUGGUUCAACCAUAACAACCUGGGCGUCUGGUUCCUUUGGUCCAUUGUGCUCCUCGUCAUGGCCGCCCUCUCCUUCUCCUACAUCUUGCUCUUGCUGGUUGGGACGGUGUUGGUUUUGGUCUUCUCCAUUGCUGCAUUAACGGUGAUCACAGUAGAGUGGACCGUACAGUGGCAGACGGUCGUCCUGUCCAUGCAGGUCACCGCUCCCUUUAUGCAUGUGGCCGCCCUCCUCUUCAUGGUCCUGCUGUCUUGGCCGGUCGCUUUGUAUACUUUCCGGUUGAAAAAAAAAGUUUUGCAGGUGAUGGUUUCGGUUCCCUACAUGGCUCUGCUCCUCUUCCUGUUCUUCAUACCGCUAGGGAUGUACUCUCCUUGCAUCCGGGAGGAAGGGACUUUGGGCCCUAAGCCAGCUCUCAUUGGCCACAGAGGAGCGCCAAUGGUGGCUCCCGAAAACACACUCAUGUCAUUUGUGAAAACCAUUGAGCACGAGGGUGAUGGUUUCGAGACAGAUGUCGCAAUUAGUUUCGACGGCGUCCCUUUCCUCAUGCACGAUAGGACUUUGGCCAGGACGACCAACAUUUGGGAGGUCCAGCCAGCGAACGCCAGCAGUGACGCAGCCAUGUUUACCUGGGAUGUGCUGAGCACACUGAACUCUGGGAAAUGGUUCUUCAAGAACAAGCCCUUCUACAACAUGCCGGCCCUGUCGCACAGCGACAGAAAGUGGGCGGAAGAGCAGACGAUUUACCAACUGAGCGACUUCUUGAAGCUGGCCGACCGAGACGACAAGCUGGUCAUCUUCGAUCUCUACCGCCCUCCCCAGCAGCAUCCGUACAGGGACGAAUGGAUCAACCGUAUCCUGGAAGUGGUCCUCAACGAAUCGAAGAUCAAGCCCCAUUUG